Messenger RNA from Hippocampus comes (tiger tail seahorse), 2012 nucleotides. It is a transcript of the gene rasd2a, whose product is annotated as RASD family member 2a. The transcript has 2 exons. The coding region runs from base 823 to 1782 and encodes 319 amino acids. Gene Ontology annotation, biological process: signal transduction. NCBI's taxonomy places the organism in Eukaryota, Metazoa, Chordata, Actinopteri, Syngnathiformes, Syngnathidae. The record is from RefSeq and is a predicted model, not a curated record. Gene Ontology annotation, molecular function: G-protein beta-subunit binding; GTP binding; GTPase activity.
CAGGGCUGGAACAGAUUAAUGGCAUUUACAUUCAUUUCAAUGUGGCGAGAUGAUUUGCUGAGUAAUGGGCCUAGUCAUGGAAUUAAUUAAACUUGUAAGUCAACACUCCACUGUUUUUAAAAAAAUGACAAAACAUUUGGAUUUUGUUCCUUUCAUGGUAUUUUGUUUUUAAUUUACAAUUUCAUGGUGGUUAAACGUGUCAAAUUGAUCCACAAAGAUUUUUUGGCACAGCAAAUAAAUCUUUUUAUGACAGCCUGAAGCUAAUAAUUUCAGUCCACAUUAUUUCCAAUGGGAAAAUUUGUUUCUCAAAACAUCCUGCAAGUCAUCGUUUCUCAGCAGAUUGUGUUUGUAUUGGAUCUCAUAAAAUAGCAACACACAAUAACAUAAAAAUACCCCAGAACAACAUAAAACAACAAACACAAGGCAGAGAAAGAGAGAGAGAGAGAGAAAACGAAAGGACGUUGCUCAGAAGUCUCAUCCUUCCCGUAACCAUGACAACAAGGAUGCUGGCAAUUACCCCAGUUAAUUGAUCCACAAGUAGCCAGUAAACACUUUUCGGGUAACAGUGACACAAUGUGAGGUGCGAAAAAGUCAGGCUGCCUUACAUCGAGUGACCAGCCUCAAAUCUAAUUGGAGGAGGGAGAGGGGCUGUUUCUAAAAAAGGAACAUGUUCCCUGGAUGCAAGCGGAUGACGCAGGGAACGUACGCUCGGCGUGGGUGUAUAAAAAAAUCUACGGCGGGCUCUGCUCGGCGCGCACAUGGCCAGAGGAGUGAGCCGGGCUCUGAGCUCCUGAUAUCCAUGACGAGUGAACCGAUACGAAAAUGAACACGACCGAGAGGUUCACCCCCCUUGGCGGGCAUCCUCACCCGCCACACCCAGCCCUCAGCCCAGCGGUCCAGCAGAAGCACCCGAAGGUGUCCAACCUAUCCAAGACAGGGCUGGGCCUCCUGGAAACAGUCAAGGGACGAUGGAGGCAGCAGGACAAGAGAGGCACGCCGGAGGAGGCCUGCGUCUCCGGUGAGGUUGCGCCGGGUGACAUCAAGCCCCGGAACUGCCAGAGAAUUGUGGUGCUGGGCGCUCCCGGGGUGGGCAAGACCAACUUGGUCAGGCGCUUCCUGGGGGAGGAAUUCCAAGAGAUGUACGAGGCCACGGCGGAGGACUUUCACAGGAAGCUGUUUCACGUCGGAGACGAGACGUAUCAGGUGGACCUCCUGGAUGCCACCAGAGAGAGAAAUUUCCCGGCAAAACGGAGGCUUUCCAUACUGACGGGUGACAUCUUCCUGCUCGUUUUCAGUUUGGACAACAGAGAGUCCUUCAGUGAAGUUCGCGAGCUGCUCAGCGAGAUCAAAGUCGCAAAGACAAAGUUGGUCAAGUCCAAACGUCCGUCGAGGUUACCUGUGGUAGUUUGCGGCAACAAAGCGGACCUGGACGCUCACAGAGUCGUCAGUCGGUCCGACGUCACCGAGGCCUUGACCCGGGACGUGGCUUUCUUUGAGACCUCCGCCAAGCUCGGCACCUCGCUGGAGGCCGUGUUCGGGGAACUGGCGGCCAUGGGCGGCCUGCCCUACGAGACCACGCCGUCGCGGCAUCGGCUCGUCUCCAUGGUGACCUAUCAGUCGCUAUGCCGGCGCGGCCGCGGACGGAGCCGCACGCCCGGGGAGGCCGCGCCCUGCGCCGCCGUGGACACUUUGGCGAGGCGUCCGAGCUUCGGCAGCGACCUCCGGCUGGUGCUUGGAUCAAGCGCCAAAGCCAACAAACCCGAGAGGUGUCCGAUUCAAUGAAUUGCGAACCCUCUCCGCAAAAACCAAUUGUAGUAGUAUGCUGCAAUGUUGUAUUAUGUAAGGAGUUAUACUCUGCAUAGCACUUGGCUGGACCGGUGCAUUCCUAUUUUUUGUACAUAACAUGGUCACGUUAAAAACGGUUCUUUCUCAACAGAAAACGAUGCAUACUGUAUAGUCAUGCAAAUGACAUGAAUGUAAAUGUUUCUUGGAUACACUGAAAAUAAAAACGA